AUGGAUACGUGGGCGCUUUCACAAGUCUCUGGCAUCCUGACCGUUUAUGGUGUUCAGGAGCUGGGAGAUGGGAGUGACGGUGCCCGUUUGGUAAGCGCAGAAGUAGUGGUAAAUCCGGGAGAGUCAUAUGUGAUGCAGAAGUUGCACUAUGAUCUAAAGAUAUGGGAGCGGGUAGGCCUGGCAUUGCCAUGUUACAGAGUUCGUCGACGCACUCUGAAUGAACUGAUUGUUUUGGGAGUGACUGCAAUCGCGUCAUGCCUUUGCAUGACACCCCGUUUCGGUGGCACGCUUGAAAGAGGGUCAGUCCCUAGUAUGUCGAACCCAUUGACUCUAGCAUGGUGGCGAAAGGGCUGCCGGACGUGCGUCGUAAUUUGGUGUCACUCUUACUACACUACUUCGCAGUAG
Baudoinia panamericana UAMH 10762 is the source of this 405-nucleotide messenger RNA. RefSeq lists its product as uncharacterized. The transcript has a single exon. Lineage: Eukaryota; Fungi; Ascomycota; Dothideomycetes; Mycosphaerellales; Teratosphaeriaceae. The record is from RefSeq and is a predicted model, not a curated record. The coding region runs from base 1 to 405 and encodes 134 amino acids.